AUGGUACCAGAAUGGCAACAGGCAUACAUGGAUUAUGGUAGUUUAAAGACUCUGUUGAAAGAUAUCCAACGUUUCAAACAAAGAAAUAGGCCAACGCAACCAACCGCCGCAACCUUGACUAGAAAAUAUACACUGCGCAGAGCCUUCAGUGGUCUAACACGGUGGAGCAACUCCUCCACCACCACCACUAGCGCAGCCUCCACCUCAGAUUUAGAAAAUCAAGUCAUUCUUGUGAACUCUGUGAGGCGUAACGGCGAAGAAGGUUGUGAGACCAUGUUCCUCAUGGCGGCAGACGACGGAGGAGAGCUUGAGCUGGUGUACUUUAGGAGGCUUGAUUUUGAGCUAAAUAAGGUGGUAAAGUUCUACAAAUCUAAAGUGGAAGAGGUGAUGAAGGAGGCUGCUGAGUUGAACAAGCAAAUGGAUGCUUUGAUUGCUUUUAGAAUAAGGGUUGAUGAUGAUCCAAGGGUAUGGUUUGAUAGUGCAGGGGGAGGAGAAAGAGAGAUGACUCGUCUUGCUUCAGGUGUUGCAGCUGCAACAGCUGCGUUGUCUGCUUCUACUCCCCGUGGGGCGAAAUUAAAGAGACAUGUUCCUAAAAAGGUGGUAAAGUUCUACAAAUCUAAAGUGGAAGAGGUGAUGAAGGAGGCUGCUGAGUUGAACAAGCAAAUGGAUGCUUUGAUUGCUUUUAGAAUAAGGGUUGAUGAUGAUCCAAGGGUAUGGUUUGAUAGUGCAGGAGGAGGAGAAAGAGAGAUGACUCGUCUUGCUUCAGGUGUUGCAGCUGCAACAGCUGCGUUGUCUGCUUCUACUCCCCGUGGGGCGAAAUUAAAGAGAAGAAUGCAAAUGGAAAUAAUAGAAGAAGAUGGACCAAGCAGCGAGGUUCAAUCAGACGAAUCAAGUGGCUGUGAAGACUUCAAAGAGACAAAACCUAUCAACCAAAAUGUUCAAAAACAAAAGCCUAGCAACAUCAUGGUCACCAGACCACAACCUCUAGAAAUACUAAACCAUGUGAAAAUGACCAACACUCUUGAAACUCCUCGUUCGACAAUCAAAGGUUUUCUUAAUGUUUCUAAUCAGACAGAGUUGAAGUUCAACAAGGAAAAUCUGAAGAAAAUAGAAGAAAGACUCAAGCUGGCUUUCAUUCAAUUUCACCACAAGCUUCGUUUUCUCAAAAGCUAUAGCUUCUUAAAUCUUUUGGCAUUUUCAAAGAUCAUGAAGAAAUACGAUAAGAUUGCUUCAAGAAAUGCAUCAAAACCUUACUUGAAAAUGGUGGAUGACACACAUCUAGGUAGCUCCGAUGAGGUUACAAAGCUUAUAGAGAGGGUUGAAGCAACAUUCAUCAAACAUUUUUCCAACUCGAACCGGAGAAAAGGGAUGAACAUCUUGAGGCCAAAAGCAAAGAAAGAAAGGCAUAGGGUAACAUUCUCUUUAGGGUUCUUUGCUGGUUGCUCACUAGCUCUUUUACUGGCCCUUAUUUUGGUUGCGCGAGCCCGCGAUAUUCUUGGAAGCGAAGGCAGAUUGCACUACAUGGAUACUAUGUUUCCCCUUUACAGCUUGUUCGGAUUCAUUGUUCUGCACAUGAUUAUGUAUGCUGCAAAUGUAUACUUCUGGAGGCGGUACCGAGUCAAUUUUCCAUUUAUUUUUGGCUUCAAGGAAGGGACAGAGUUAGGCUACCGAGAAGUUCUACUCGUAAGCUUUGGUUUAGCCAUUCUAACACUAGCCUGUGUGCUUUCAAACCUUGAUAUGGAAAUGGACCCGAAAACAAUGGACUACAAAGUAAUAACAGAACUUCUCCCCCUUGGAUUAGUAGGGCUACUACUUGCCAUAAUGUUGUGCCCUCUCAAUAUCAUUUAUCGAUCGAGUCGUUUCUUCUUCCUUACAUGUUUGUUUCACUGUAUCUGUGCUCCUCUCUACAAGGUCACACUCCCAGAUUUCUUCUUGGCAGACCAACUGACUAGCCAGGUUCCAGCACUGAGAAGUCUGCAGUUCUACAUUUGUUAUUAUGGUUGGGGAGACUACAAACGCAGAGAAAACAAUUGCAAUUCAAGUGAUGUUUACAACGUUUUCUUCUUCAUUGUAGCUGUAAUCCCGUAUUGGAUGCGUCUAUUACAGGUAAAUCUACUACAUGAUACAAUUCAACUAUUUGGGUGCCUCCGACGCUUGUAUGAAGAGAGAGAUCCAAUGCAGGGUUACAAUGGGCUGAAAUAUUUCUCAACAAUUGUAGCAGUGUGUACAAGGACAGCUUACAGUGUCAACAAAGGGAUCAGUUGGAGGGUGAUAGCCUGGAUUGCCUCAGUCAUUGCAACCAUCUUUGCCACAUACUGGGACAUUUUGAUAGACUGGGGGCUUUUCAACAGGAAUUCUAAGAACCGUUGGUUGAGAGACAAGCUUCUUAUCCCACAUAAAACUGUAUAUUUUGUAGCCAUGGUCCUGAAUGUCUUGCUGAGGUUAGCCUGGUUGCAAUCGUUGCUAGGAUUUGGGGUUUCUUUCUUACAUGGAAAUACUUUAAUUGCCAUUGUAGCUACCCUGGAAAUCAUUCGUCGGGGUAUAUGGAAUUUCUUCAGGUUGGAGAAUGAACAUCUGAACAAUGUUGGUAAAUAUCGUGCAUUCAAGUCUGUGCCUCUGCCUUUCAAUUACGACGAAGAUGAGGAGAAAGAUGAAUAG
Messenger RNA from Ilex paraguariensis (yerba mate), 2658 nucleotides. Lineage: Eukaryota; Viridiplantae; Streptophyta; Magnoliopsida; Aquifoliales; Aquifoliaceae. The record is from the annotation of a GenBank genome assembly.